Molecule: messenger RNA, 4212 nt
Organism: Zasmidium cellare ATCC 36951
Lineage: Eukaryota; Fungi; Ascomycota; Dothideomycetes; Mycosphaerellales; Mycosphaerellaceae
Exons: 2
Coding region: 1-4212 (1403 amino acids)
Molecular function (GO): protein binding
Source: RefSeq, a predicted model, not a curated record
AUGGAAGGAGAGGACUGGCGCGAGUCAAGCGAGGCGCGCCCCUCGUCCUCUGAGGACUUUUACGCCCAGGACAUACCAAUGCACCACCAGCCGCCGCCGGAGUGGAAUGGGGUCGCCGAAGCCAGCGACGUUGACGACGACUCCUCCGAAAUGGAUCUCUCCUCGCCCAGCCGUCCUGCCACACCGGAGCCACAGCCACAGCCAAUGCCAGAUGCCGUCGCCGCCAACACUCUUGCUGGGACCAAGCGCAAGCUGAGUGACAGUGACAAUGCUGACAGUCCCGCCAGUCUCCUCGCUGCUGAGCGAUUCAAGAAGCGCAAGGUGUACAUGGCCCGCGCCCAGCACCAGCCUGUCGCUCCACCUACUGCCGGAAUGCCCGUUGAGAUCUGGCAGCGCGUUUUCUCGCAGUACCUGUCUCCCAUCAUGCUUGCUCGUUGUUUACGCGUUUGCAAGAGUUUUUCCCAGUACCUUACUGCUGUACCAGCCCAACCUCCAGUGGCCAAGAAGAACCAAGGCAAGGUGCAACCCGUGGAGAGCGAGAGCAUUUGGACCCAGUCCAGGAAGAACUAUUUCACCACCCUCCCAAGGCCGCUGAACGGCUUGUCUGAACUCCAGAUGCUCCAGUUGCUAGGUGGACGCCGCUGCCAGUUUUGCGAUAAACAGUCGGUACAGACACCAGCAACAUCCGUCUACACCGCAGGUCCAGGUCCUGAUGGUGUUCGGGUGAUAUGGCCUUUCCGGGUUCGCUCGUGUGGACAGUGUCUGGAGGACCGAAUGCUGAAGGCAAGUCCCUUACUAUUUUCUUCGUACACUGCUGGACUGACUAGUGGACAGGAUAUUCAAGUCCUCCCAAAUCCUGAUUACGCGCCUCUACGCAACGGUGUUACCCACGGCUUUCGAUCUCAAGACCACCAUUUCGCCACCGAGUCCCUACGCCUAUUGGCAAACAUUCCUGCCAACCUCCGCUUUUCCAAAAUGUACUACAAACCUGAGCUAGACGCGAUCAAAGAUGAGGCAGAACUGGCAAAAACUUUAGGUGAAGGCGCGGCGGAUGAAUGGCGCAAAGGCCUGGUCGCCAAGGGCAAAGAGGCCAUGGCAGACUGCGCCCGCUGGGAGAAGUGGGAGUUGAACAUGCGCGCAGGCACGGAUCUGGCCCAAGUGCUCAGGGAGUAUGAUCUCUCUUCUUUUCCGCGCCUUGUUCAGGAUGCUCAAAGUAGGUCUGCUGGAGUCAACGGGACUCAGCCGCCUGUGGCGGCCAACGGUACGACUCAUCCCUUGCCCCAACCCGUUCAUGUCCACGGCAACACCGCUGGGUUGCCACAGGCUCCAUUGCAACACUAUCCUCAGCCUCACUUCACCCAACACUCCAUGCCUUUUGCACAACCCUUCCCGCACUUCCAGCACCAGCCUCAGCAGCACCAUCCACGAGCCGGACGGAGCUUACAAGAGGCCGAACAAGCCCGGCAGUCCAGGAAGGCAGACAUCGAGCGGCGAUGCAGGGAACUCGAACCGCCAUUGGAACCAAACGUGUUGCAACACAUCGAUUCUUUCCAGGCUGCCAUGCAAAUUGCCCUGCCAAUGACGGACGAUGCCUGGGAAAUACUCAAGCCUAAGCUCCUGGAGAAGAGAGAGGCCGCCGAAUGGGUUGAGCACGAGCGAGCAUCCCAGCUUGCUGUCCUCCAGGCCGCGAUGCCCUUGAAUUCAGCAGAUGAAAUAAUUCCCAAGCCGGCCAAGGAGACGUAUGACCGUGAGUAUGAACAAGCUCAAGAGCCUUUGCGCAAGACCUUGGGUGAGUAUGCGGAUGACUUCAUCAAUGGCCGAUGGAAUGCUGGAAAGCUCGUGGAGAACAGCAAUGCUCCCGUCUUUGCGAUUCAUGUCUUGUUGCAUGUUAACCAGCGGUAUACCGAGGACAAGCAACUGGGCCUCCUUCCAAGAUUCGAGCCCCCAAAGAGGAAGGACAAUGGCAAGCAGGGCACACCGCCUUUGGAACCGUUCUUAUCCCUCGACAACAUGAAGUGGGUAUAUGACAACAAGGUGAGGCCUUUGACCGACGUCCACAAGCGUGAGCUUUUCCUUUGCCCUGGCUGUACCAAGGAGAGAAAUCCCAAGUGGUUCGCGUUUGAAGGCCUCAUCCAACAUUACGGUGCCAAGCAUACCACGGCGUUCAGCAAGGGCAACAUUGUUGUUCAUUGGCAGACUGCCCAAUGGCCUGAAGACCCUCCGUUCCAUACCAAUCCUGGACAAUGGCUCGCGGUGGACCGUCGUCCUUCAGACUACAAAUCCCAUGGCAGAGCUCGUCACACCCCUCAGGCCAACCAUGAAGGUCCAUUUGCGGCUCCGAAUCCAGCGCCACAGCCUGCCGACAAUCAGUACCACGCAGCCCACAACGGAUAUUCAGCCUCCAGCCACAGUAGACCUUUUGCUUCGCCCGCCUCGCAUGCCGGACAGAACGGAUACUUCUAUUCACAACCAGCGCAGAUCCAAGCGCAGCCUGUGGCGGACAUCAGCCAUGAUGCCCAGAUCACCAAGCUUUCCAAUGAUGCCCGCGAAAUUUGGGAUGCCCUUGACGGUGUAAAGAACAUCUUAGAAUGCAUACGAGUCCAGACUGUCAUUCAUCAUGCAGCCGUGCGAUAUGUGGAGUAUUUCCAACAGCAGCCACCAAACCUAGAUCUCCUGACGGAUGCCCUGGCCACAAAUACGGUGAUGCGACCCUUGAAGAAUGCCCAUGGAUUGGCCUGCAAGUCCUGCGUUGCCGCACAGCCGAAUGGAACUGGCAAUCACUCUUCGUAUUGGACUCGUGUCCAAGGUGCGAGAAAGUACAAUACUUCAUCUCUGAUCACCCACUUCAAACUCAUGCAUCAGGCUCAGUAUCAAGCUCGUUAUGCGGAUUGGACAAAGGACAUGAUCGAACUGCCAGAAGGCCAUGUUGUGAGCGAGCUCCUCCGCACGCCAGGCAUGGAUGACAGCAAGUUGGCUCUGAUCGCGGUGGCUUUUCCAAAGGCUUUCCCGAACCCACUGCCCAAGAUUGGAUUGGUGACCGAAGAUGCUACGGAAGCUACAAACGAUGACAACCCUGCUAGGAGUCUGAUCGAGCGACUUGCCAGGAAGUCGCAGGCUUCGCAGAAGAAGAAGAAAGGGGGACAGCCAUCCAAUGGUGCCGCGGGGCGCAGCGUUUCGCAAGAACCAUUACCGGAGCCACGAGAAGAUGAGUAUGACCCGCGCCGGCCUAUGUUUGUGCAGCCAAAGAGUCAAGCACCAGACCCCUCUCAAUUCGACACGGACGCUGGCAAGGCGCGGGUCCCAUCAGUGCCACCACCAGCUGGGAUCAACUUCACGCCCGAGACACUCGCUGCACUACAGGGCAUUCAACAGCGCCAAGCAGAGCCGGCGCUGGGUAGGCAAAGCCGAAGUCCGUCAGUCGGACGGCCUUCUGAUGUUGCUACAUCUGCACCAGGUGGACAACCGGACAUUUCCGCCAUUCUGGCCGCCCUCACUGGCCAAACUCCGGCGCAGGCAGGGAAUGCGCAGACGUCGAGCACCAACAGGCCUGCCAGUUCAUCAUAUCAACCUUAUGUUGAGCCACCUUCGCGGCCAGGUUACGAGAUCACCGGCACUCAUCAGAGUGAGAGUCGACGGUCCAGUGGCCGUCACGAGAAUGCGCAUCAAGCAUCGAAUGACCCAUUGGCCGCUCUUCAGGCAGCACUUUCGCAAAACAGCCGACAGUUCGACCAGAAUCAGCGCAAUACCUAUGUCGAGGCACGCCCUGAACCAACGCCAAGGUAUCAGUACGGGUACGAUGGCGAUCGACAGUUCGCCCAGCAACCUGCACAUGCGCCAACGUACAGAGAGCCUCCUGUGCAGUAUGUACAGAUGCCUGAGCGUGAGUACGCCUCGUACUCGCAUCAGUAUGAGCGCUCCGCGGCCCCCAACCCCAUUUACGUGGAUCAGUAUGGCCGGCCAUUGGAGCUCAUUCCCAUCGACUCUGCGCCAGCACCGGUGCAGUACGCGCCAAACCCGUACGAGCAACAGCAGUACGUACGGCGUCACGAACCUACUGUGUACACAACUCUCCCUCCAGGUGCACACCCACAACCCAUCUACGACGACCGCCGUGAUGACCGUCGUCCUGUGUAUUAUGAGCCAGUCUCUCAUGCUGGCAAUGGCGUUCGGUAUGCAUACGACGACGCCCGUGCUUCGGUGCCGCGUUCUUAG